Messenger RNA from Hemibagrus wyckioides, 1138 nucleotides. RefSeq names its product transmembrane protein 80-like. The coding region runs from base 231 to 695 and encodes 154 amino acids. Lineage: Eukaryota; Metazoa; Chordata; Actinopteri; Siluriformes; Bagridae. The record is from RefSeq and is a predicted model, not a curated record. Gene Ontology annotation, biological process: non-motile cilium assembly. Gene Ontology annotation, cellular component: ciliary transition zone. The transcript has 6 exons.
AGCCAUGAUGCACUUUUAAUUAUUGCACUCUGUCUUUAUCCUGAGAUUUUUGAUUUUUGACUCAGAUUUUUGAUUUAUUUGUUUUAUUUUUUUUUUUACUAGACAGUCUAUUAAUGACUAAACGUUUACACUGCUGUUCGAAUCGUAGAAUGUGAUGCAAACCUGCAUAUUUUAUCUGUUUAUUCUCCUUUUCACGUGGAGGCGCUACAGACUGUUUAACACAGAGCAACAUGGAACAGAGGAAGCACAAAACCAAGAUGGCGGCCAACAGAGCUGACAGAACCUCCAGUGUUCUUUCCUCUGUGCUUCUCCAAAUUCUACUUUACCUCUCUGCAUUCUACAGCCUCUUCUACUUCCUUUCCAGCCUCUGUAUGAUCAUCUACAAAAGUCAGAUGUUGAGUUACCCUGACAAAUAUUUGGCACUAGACGUGUGCUUGCUUCUGCUGAUGGCUGCUUUUGAGAUCUUGAGAGUCUACUGGGGAGUCAGAGGCAACCUGCAGGAGAGCGAGAGAUAUGUAGGUGCAAGUCUCCUCCUCACAGGAGCCACACUUCUGCUUUCAGUGUACUUCCUGGUGUGGCAGUCAUACGUGCUAAGAGCUGAUGUCAUCAUUAACGCUAUCCUUCUCUGCAUCUACGGCCUCUCUGGAGUAGCUGGCUUUGGAGUCCUUGCACGGUUCACCAGUGUUUACUCAUGAAACACAAGGUCUGUCCUGAUGGUCUAAAUCCACAGCUGCACCACCACUAAUGUAUGGAUAGCAUGCUGCAUAAUACACCAGUGAAGCUCCUCUGUCUCAGCAAACACACUGGUUGGAGUAGGAUAAGAGAGCUGAUAAAAGGCCAUUAGCUACAUUUCUCCACACUGAAUGGAGAAUAGAUAUUAAACAAAAUCAUUCUGGUUGUUUGUAUCUUUUUGUAGAUUUUUACAAAGUUUAUUGUGUGAAAAAUCUAGAGCUGCUGCUUACAUAAAAAAAUAUAAGGCUUUCACUUGUACUGUAACUCCACCAACCUGUUAAUUCUCUGAAACUGUUGUUGAUAAAGUAAUGCAUCCACAAAGUGACAUGUUUUUAAUAAAUAUAUUUUCAUAAGUUUUUUUUUAUUCAAUUUAUAUUCUUUUCAUAAUAAAAGUGUAAUUGCCAUA